Messenger RNA from Diachasmimorpha longicaudata, 6700 nucleotides. It is a transcript of the gene LanB1, whose product is annotated as LanB1. The coding region runs from base 545 to 6019 and encodes 1824 amino acids. Gene Ontology annotation, cellular component: laminin trimer. Gene Ontology annotation, biological process: animal organ morphogenesis; basement membrane assembly; substrate adhesion-dependent cell spreading. NCBI's taxonomy places the organism in Eukaryota, Metazoa, Arthropoda, Insecta, Hymenoptera, Braconidae. The transcript is spliced from 15 exons. The record is from RefSeq and is a predicted model, not a curated record.
ACUGCUCGGUGUGCAUUUGUCAUGAGUCGACGAGAAACGCUGUUAGGCAUUUCUCUAGUCAGCGUCUAAUCUCGUCUUUUUAUUUCUAUUUUACUCGAUUUCUUGGGGGUUUUUUUCAAGUGCGGACGUGAGGCGGAGACGGGGAGUUUGGAUGCUUGAGAGAUAAGGAGUGUGAUAGGAGGGUGCAGUUGCAUACUUGUGGCUCAGUGUCAUUUUUACUUUCGUGAGGCCUUUGGAAUUGUUGACGUGUUUUCGCGAGUGUUUAGAUUUUUCAGUAUUCAAAUACCGGGGGACAACGGGAUGAGUUUUAUUGUUGAGAAAAUUAGUUAACGGAAAAUGCUGAAACAAUUUGAUAUGUUCAUUGAGUUUGGAUAUAUUUAUCGAUUUGUAUCACUGGCAGAUCAUUGUUCUUCGAUGCUCCGAAAAAUUCGAGUAUUCUAAUCAUAAUGCGCUAAUCAACUCCGAAUGAUAAUUGUGCACUCGGAAAGUUGUUGGAAUAAUUUUCUAUCAGUAUUAGUUUCCGGCAUAUUUAUCAAUACGCUUGAUGGAUAAAUGGCGUUCUGUUAAUGGGAGACGCAAAUCAACAAGCACAGAUAUUUUGAAAAUGGAGUUCAAAAUCCUGAAUAUCUUCGCACUACUCCUACUCCUCGCGAUCUGCACAGAGUUGAGCAAUGGACAAUCUAGAGACACCAGCAGAACUGCCAUCAGAGGACCAAUCCAUCGAGGAGACAUUCCAUCAGUGGAUGGAAUAGCAUAUCCAGGGCCAAUGAGAAUAUUCUCACGAGUCAGAGGGCCGUAUGCGAAGAGGAGACACCCUUGUGAACAGAGUUCAUGUUACCCAGCUACGGGUAACUUACUGAUUGGUAGAAAAGAUCGUCUGGAGGCAUCGUCAACCUGUGGGCUUCAUGCUCCGGAGCGAUACUGUAUAGUUUCCCAUUUAAAGGACAGGAAGAAGUGCUUCUUCUGUGAUGCAGCAUCACAGAAAUUGCAGCAUAAUAUUACUAAUAUUGUUGGAGGAUUAUCGAAGAAUUCCUGGUGGCAAGCAGAAAAUGGAGUCGAGAAUGUAACUAUCGACUUCUCUCUAGAAGCGGAAUUUCAUUUAACACAUAUGAUAAUUCGCUUCCAAACCUUCCGACCAGCAGCAAUGUUGAUCGAGCGCUCCCACGACUUUGGAAAGACCUGGCAAGUGUACAGAUACUUUGCCCACAACUGUGAACAAGCAUUCCCAGGGAUCCCCACCCACGUUCCAAAAAAAUUAUCCGAUGUCAUAUGUGAGUCCAGAUAUUCCUACGUUGCUCCCUCAUCAGGGGGUGAGAUAAUUUUCCGGGUUCUCCCACCAAAUCUCCAGUCCGUAAUCGAAAAUCCAUACGCGAAGCAAGUACAGAAUUUGAUGAAAGUGACGAAUAUCCGAAUCAACUUCACAAAAUUGCACACACUUGGAGAUGAUCUUCUUGAUGAUCGCGCAGAAAUUCAGGAGAAGUACUACUACGCUGUUCAAGACAUGGUAAUUCGAGGAUCAUGCUCUUGCUAUGGGCACGCCUCAGCUUGUCUCGAGCUGCCCGGUGUUACCAAUGAAGAAGAAAUGGUUCACGGAAGGUGUGAGUGUACUCACAAUACAAAAGGUCUCAAUUGUGAGAUUUGUCAAGAUCUUUACAACGAUGGACCAUGGAAACCUGCAGUUGGAAAGCAAACGAAUGCUUGCCGAAAAUGCAACUGCAAUGAACAUGCCAAUUCCUGUCAUUUUGAUGAGGCUGUCUACGAACGAUCUGGAAGAGUCUCUGGGGGUGUCUGCGAUGAUUGCCAGCAUAAUACCAGGGGACAGAAUUGCGAACAGUGUAAACCGUUUUUCUACCACGAUUUGACGAAGAACAUCUCCCAUCCAGACGCGUGUCAACCUUGUGACUGUGAUCCCGGUGGUUCCCUCGAUGAUGGCAUUUGUGACUCACGAACAGAUAUCUUGAGUGGUGAAGAAUCCGGACGCUGUCAUUGCAAAUCGAACGUGGAGGGGCGCCGAUGUGACUUAUGUAAGAACGGAUUCUGGAAUUUCGACCCGAAUAAUCCCGAUGGAUGUCAAGCCUGUACCUGCAACCCCCUGGGAACCAUUGACAACCAGGGAUGCAAUCAAGUGACUGGAGAGUGCACCUGCAAGCGUUACGUAACAGCACGUGAUUGCAAUCAAUGUUUGCCGGAGUAUUGGGGCUUGUCGGAUGAUCACGAUGGCUGCAAGCCCUGCGAGUGUGAUCCUGGUGGCUCCUACGAGUCCACUUGUGACGUUAUCACUGGUCAAUGUCGAUGCCGACCUCAUGUAGGAGGAAGAACGUGUAACCAACCCGAGCAGAGUUAUUACACUGGGUCACUGGACUUUUUGAUUUACGAGGGUGAAUUGGCAGGCGGUAGUGAUAACUGCCAAGUCGUCAUCAGAGAGCCGUACAGAGACGGGAGGAACAAUACGUGGACAGGCACAGGUUUCAUGAAGGCUGUUGAAGGUUCAACAAUGAACUUCACAAUAGAUGAUAUAAGAAGAUCGAUGUGGUACGAUAUAAUAGUGCGUUACGAGCCUGUCCAUCCCGGAGUCUGGCAGGAGGUGGAAAUCCUGAUCACACGAGACGGUCCUGUCGAUCCUCACGGGCCAUGUGCUGGUUGGAGACCCGAGGAUGACAGAUUGUGGCUCCAGUUGCCUGACAAUGCUCGAAGUGCUGUUGCCAAUCCAUCAGUUUGCUUUGAAGCUGGUAAAGUCUACAAGCUCUUGCUCUCGUUCAGGAGGUUCGAUCCUCACACAGAGACGCCCACUGCUUCCAUUCUGAUUGAUUCGAUUGUUUUAAGACCAAGAAUCGAUUCCAUUCCAUUCUUCAAUGGUGAAGGUCCUAACGAGCUGAGACGAAAGGAAUACGAAAGAUAUCGCUGUAACGAGAUAUUCGAUAGUGUCACUCCAUACACACGCGAUGAGAAUGAUAUUUGUGCACCGUAUCAUACUAGCAUCGGUUAUUGGGUGUUCGAUGGAGCGCAUUCCUGCGAAUGUAAUCCAACAGGAUCACACAGUCUUCUCUGUGAGAACUACGGUGGUAUUUGUCCCUGUAAACCAAACGUAGUAGGACGUCGUUGUGACCGUUGUGCUCCCGGUACCUACGGAUUCGGCCCUAACGGAUGCAUUCCUUGCGACUGCAACGCAGUCGGUGCUCUAGAUAAUUUCUGUGAUGUUGAUACUGGUCGGUGUAAAUGCAGGCCAAAUACUUAUGGCCGAACUUGUGGUCAGUGUGAACCCGGAUUUUGGAAUUUCCCUCACUGCAGGAGGUGCGAGUGCAAUGGACAUGCGGACAGCUGUGAUUCGUCUACUGGGGCUUGUGAAAAUUGCAGGGACUAUACCACUGGCCAUAACUGCGAUAGGUGCAUCGAUACUUUCUAUGGGGAUCCAAGGAUUGGAGUUGAUAUUCCCUGCAGAGCUUGUCCCUGUCCAGGAACUAUCGACUCGGGUCACGCUUACGCAGACAGCUGUUCUCUAGAUCCCAUAACACACGACGUCAUUUGUGAGUGCUUUAAGGGAUAUUCUGGAGCUCGAUGUGAGAACUGCGCAGAGAACUACUUUGGUAAUCCUGAGGAAGUCGGUGGUCAAUGUACCGCCUGCGAUUGUAGCCAUAACACUGACCUCACACGACCUGGAAAUUGUGAUCCAUACACCGGACGCUGUCUCCAGUGUCUCUAUGACACUGCUGGAGCUAAUUGUCAGCAGUGUAAGCCAGGCUUCUACGGGAAUGCACUUGAAAAGAACUGUCAGGACUGCAUGUGCAAUGUCCUGGGAACCGAUAUUGCAGCAGGGCCAUGCGACCACAGGACCGGACAGUGUCCUUGCUUGCCUAAUGUCAUCGGACAACUCUGUGAUCAGUGUGCAGAGAACUACUGGAGAAUCGCCAGUGGACAAGGAUGUGAUCCUUGUGAAUGUGACGCUGUUGGAAGUGUGUCGGACAAGUGCAACCCUUAUGAUGGCACCUGUGAGUGUCGCGCCGGCUUCGGAGGUCGUCGUUGUAACGAAUGUCAAGCCAACUUCUGGGGUAAUCCUAACGUCCAAUGUUAUCCCUGCGACUGCGACGUAAUUGGUUCAUCAUCAGCUCAAUGCGACCGUGAGACAGGCGUUUGUGUUUGUCACAAGGGAAUCGGAGGAGAGAAAUGCGAUCAGUGUGAUCGCAGCUACAUCGGUACAGCCCCACAUUGCAGCCCCUGUGGCGAGUGUUUUGACAAUUGGGACCUCAUCCUCGACGGGCUUCGUAACAAAACAGAUCUGGUGAUUGAAGAGGCCUCGAGAAUCCAGAAAGUGGGUACUACCGGAGUCUACAGCCAACAAUUCGAUAAAAUGUUGGACUCCCUCGACCAGGUCCGCGGAUUGAUCGAUAACACGACUGUGAGGAGUCAAGAUCUCGACGAACUACAUGAUUUGGCGGGUCAAUUGGCUAAGAACGUGUCUACCUCAACAAAAGCUCUCGAGGAAGUUGAAAAUCAAUUGGAGAACGUCAGUCAAAGGGUGAAUCUUGGAGAUGUUGCUUUGAAAAAACUGAAAAACAGGACGAACAGUCUUCACCAGGGAGCUGCCCUUUUGAAAGAGGACGCGACAAGACUGCAGGAGGCGAAUGUCCAGGGGGCACUCAACGUCACUCAUCAAAUGGCUGAGCAGUCACGACUGGCAGGAAAGAUGGCUAAUGAGACUAACAACGUUCUUGCUGACGCCGAGCGGUAUCGGAAGAACACUGAGAACCUAUUGGCCAAGAAUAGUGCCAACGUCAACGAAGCUCAGGAGAAGAGUUUAGCGUCGAUUGCGAGAAUGAACGAGAGAAUCUCCGGCCUUGAAAACGAAAUCCCUGGACUGAAUCUGGGAAUGUGUGGAGACAAUGUCACCGAAUGUAGCAGUGUUUGCGGUGGCGCUGGAUGUGGAACUUGUGGGGGGAUCUCUUGCGAGGCUGGAGCCGUUACUAAAGCUAGUCAAGCACUGGAUGUGGCGAAAAGACAGGCCGAGAAGAUCAGGAAUCAUAAGGACACUGCUGAGGAUCUUCUACGAAAGAUGAUGGACUUGAAGCAGGAUGCUGGUGCGGCCCGUGGAAAUGCUCAAGACGCCUUUAACUUUGCUCUUGACGCUCGUAACAGAUCGGAGAGAGUGGCCAAAGCCCUGGCCGAAGUGAACGAAAGGAUCAUUAUGGUAUUAAACGACGACCAACCAACUCCCAUGAUGGUACGGGACCUUGCUGAAGAAGUCUUGAGUAAACAUAUUCACCUGCGACCUGACGAAAUCAGGGAGUUGGCUAACAAAAUUGAUAGUAUCAUUGUUUCAUUGACGGAUUCCGAUAAGAUUUUAUCUGAUACUGCUGGAGAUUUGAAAAUGGCGCAAGAGCUCGAGCAGAGAGCUAAUUGGGCUAAACAGUCCGCUAUCGACAAGCAGAAUCAAGCUGGCAAGGUGGUGAAUCUGCUUACUGAAACCCAAAAAGCCCAAGAAGAGGCCGAAGAUGCGAUUGAGAAAGCCGAGCAAGAUAUAGCUCUGUCUGAGAAAGAUCUCCAAGAUGUAGGAGAAGUGACAAAGGAAGCUCAGAAGAAGGCAGCGAAUACAACCGCAGCUGUGGAUGCCCUGGAGGCUCGACUCAAGCAACUCCAGACCCAAUCGGUGCGAAACGACUUCGUUCUGAAUCAAGAAAUUCGGAAGGAGUUGCUCACUCUCGCCGACGAUGCCAAGGCGGUCGACGAGAAGACCCAGAAACUGGGAACAGAGUACAAGCGAGCUGGUGAUUCUCUCAACAAUCGAGUCACCAAGAGCAAGGGCGAUAUUGAAAGGGCCAAGCAGUUACUCCAGAGAGCGUCUGAAUUAACUGCCGACACGACAACCAAGUUCAAAGAUCUCGACGGUAUGGAAAGUGUCUACAGAGAUAAUGACAGACUUCUCAGUGAUCUUAUGGCACAGGUGGAUGCUCUGACUGCCGAAAUGGAAAAACAACUUGGAGAAAUUGAGAAGAAGGCACAGACUUACAGGGACUGCUCGACGUGAACAAUUUUGUAGAAUUUAUCAGGCACAUUAGACGAUCAAUCAACGCAGUUGUUAAGUGGCCAAACAAAUAGAAUGCUUCUUACAAUUUAUUUAGAAUGAGAAGUGUUUAUCGAAAUACAAUAGAAAUGGAUUUAAAAAAAUUUUAAACCGUUUUUGCAGACAACCAAAAAGAGCGACCGACAAAUAGUUUCGAACCUUUCGGACACUUCACAAUUGACAUAUAAGUGCCAUAUGAAUUCGCAAAGUGCCACUAAACACCAAAAAUACGUCGAUCAAAAUUCUCUAUGAAGACAUCAAUUAUAAACGCUGUUUUUCGCGUUUUGUAAAUACAUUAAUUUUAUAGUAAGAGUUUUUACAUUUAAUGAGACACAAUUAUUUUUACGAUUCAAAUGACGGUGGUUUUGAAGUUGAAUUGUAUCAGAAUUUAUCCAUAAUUUCUAUUUACUUGAAGUGAAGUUGGUGAUGGAGUGGUGAAACAGGAUAAGUCAUUUUAGGAGUCAUUCUUGUAGCUUUCAUAUUGAUCUACUAAAGUAUCUCGUAAAAACCCCAUCUUAUUAUGUUAUGUCACCACUGAAUUCAUAAUAAUUACUUGAUGUUUCUUAUUCAGAAGAAUUAAUUGAUUGAAAUUUGUUACGAUUUAUAUAAGAAAGAGAAAAUGAAUAAAAAGUUGAUAAAAAUAAA